Molecule: messenger RNA, 1603 nt
Organism: Jatropha curcas
Lineage: Eukaryota; Viridiplantae; Streptophyta; Magnoliopsida; Malpighiales; Euphorbiaceae
Source: RefSeq, a predicted model, not a curated record
UCAUCCUCUGGCCUUAUUUCUCUAUUAAAUUUCUCUUUGUUGACUAAAAUUCUCCUUUAAUUCUAAAAACAAAAAAUAUGACAAGGGCGGUGGUUUAUGCCUUUCUUGCCACCGCCUUUGUGUUCUUAAUGGUCUGCUUGCCGAUCAUCAACAAGCGUGGCCAUAACAUUCGCCUCAGCCAAAAUCGCCGGUUAGGAUACACAUUUCUAAUCCCAAAUUUUGACCCAUUAGUAGUGAAAAUGGAAAGAUUGGCAGAGGAAAAAGAUCUUUCCAACGAGAGUAAUUUCGAUAAUUCGAAAAAGAAUUCUAAUAAUUUCGAGGCUGAGGAUUAUGCAGAUGGUGAGUAUAUUAGUGAUGAUGGAAAGCUAAACAUUACCUUGAGGCUAACUACAUUGUUCCAGUUAAUAGACAAGGCACCAAAGGAUGGACGAAUCAAUUUUGAAGAGCUACAAACAUGGAAUAGAGAACAAGCUGUUGAACGUUUAAUGUAUAAGACACAAAAAGAAAUGGAUUUGCAUGAUAAAGAUGGAGAUGAAGAAAUUAGUUUUACUGAAUAUUUCCCUCAAUUUUCCAGGGAAGAAAUAGAAAGAAAAGACAUGGGACAUGGUGAAGCUGGAUGGUGGAUGGAACAAUUUAGAAAUGCGGAUGUUGAUGGAGAUGGCACCCUUAACCUUGAUGAAUUGAACAAUUUCUUGCAUCCAGAAGAUAGUAGCAAUAAAGAAAUCCAAAAAUGGUUAUUGAGAGACAGAAUAAGGUGGAUGGAUGAUGAUCAGGAUGGGAAAAUCAGCUUUGCAGAAUUCCAAAUGUAUGUUUAUAAUAUCUAUAAGGCUUAUGCAGGAUUUGAAACAGAUGUAACUAAUCUUCCAACUGCAAAACAAAAGUUUCAGAAGCUUGACACAGACGAGAAUCUAUUUUUGGAUGUGGACGAACUAAUACCUUUCCUUCAUUACCUUAAGCCUGGAGAAUUAUCUUAUGCAACAUAUUAUGCAAGUUACUUAAUCCAGGAGGCUGAUGAUGAUGGAGAUCGUCAUUUAUCUCUUGAUGAGAUGAUCAAUCACGAAAAUACAUUUUACACCACAGUGUUUCAUGAUAGAAAUGAAGAUCAUGAUGACUUCUUUGAUGAACUUUAGAUCUUGAAAUUGAAAUGUUUUACUUCAUGGGGUGAUUUUAGAAAGCAAUUAAUGGUGAAGCUUAGUUAAGAGUGGAAAGAGAAGGUCUUACCUAUUCUUAGUGUAUGUACCUAUCCAUACACUAAACUAAUCUAACAAAAUUUUUAAAUUUAAACGAAGUUAUGUGCCAAUUUACUAUCAAAUAAUAAUUUUCUUAAAUGGCAAUUAAUUAUUCGUUUAGUGUAUGGAACCAACUCAUAUACUGAGAAUAGGUAAUAGAUUUUAUCUAAAUGGAUUCGAAAAAUAGAUGGAGAAAUGGAAUUGAUACAUAUGGCUCAUCAUCAAGUCUCUCGUAUUCUUUCUUUUUUCCAUUAUUUCUACCCCUCGUUUCUCUCUUUUAGGGGGCCACUAUGUGAGUACUGGUGGCCAUCCCUUUCAUUUUUGUCCCUAUUAUUCUUGUCGUUGUUUUGUAUCUUUUUUUUUUUUUUUUUUUU